Nothobranchius furzeri (turquoise killifish) is the source of this 1669-nucleotide messenger RNA. RefSeq names its product enoyl-CoA hydratase EchA19. Gene Ontology annotation, molecular function: catalytic activity. The record is from RefSeq and is a predicted model, not a curated record. NCBI's taxonomy places the organism in Eukaryota, Metazoa, Chordata, Actinopteri, Cyprinodontiformes, Nothobranchiidae.
AGUGAACAUCGCCCUCUGCUGUUCAGUAACAAUUGGUCUGAGUAGGACGCUCUUGAUUGGUCUUGCUGCAAUGCACCAAGUGAGUGUUCCGUUUUAGUUUCUGCCCGGAAAUGUUAUUGUGUUACACCAAGAAGGACUCAGCCGGAAGUGCUGUUUUCUAGAGUUUCAAGUUCGACUGUAGUGUUAAAAACCCCUUAGCGCUUACCUAAGCCCUCAGCCCGGAUCUUUCUACAUUUGAAAUUCUGCAGUUUUCUUGUGAUAGCGAUGGUGCUGAGACAUUUUAGUAAGCUGACAUCAGUUCUGGGAGCUAAAAGUCAAAGUAAAACGUUUGGUCUGUCAAAGAGAACGAGUCUGAUGCCAGUAAAACUCCACAGCGACUCAACGGGAGCUGGAAACGGAGCAGCUGCAGGUCAGACUGUGGUUUCAGAGCGUAGGGGAUCUGUGGUUUCCGUGGUGAUAAACCGUCCUGAGGUGCGUAACGCUGUGAACCAGGAAACUGCGAGGCGUCUGCUGGAGGAGCUGCAGGCCUUUGACUCUGACCCAGACUUGAACGUGGCUGUCCUGCACGGGAAAGGAGGGAAUUUCUGUGCUGGUUAUGAUCUGAAAAUGCUAGCCAAUCAAAAAGUCCCCGGUAAAUUGGAGCAAGAUGUCACGAAGGGUCCCGGUCCAAUGGGUCCGUCACGUUUACAGCUCUCGAAGCCUCUGAUAGCAGCAGUGAGUGGCUUUGCUGUUGCUGGAGGGCUGGAGCUGGCUCUGCUGGCGGACCUGAGAGUGGUGGAAGAGAGCGCCGUCAUGGGAGUAUUCUGCCGCAGGUUUGGUGUCCCUCUGAUAGACGGAGGGACGGUGCGUCUCCCGCGUCUCAUUGGUCUAUCCAGAGCACUGGACCUGAUUCUGACUGGGCGGCCCAUUGGGGCUCAGGAGGCUCUGGCCUUCGGACUGGCCAACAGAGUUGUUCCUGAAGGACAAGCGUUAGAGGCGGCUCUGCAGCUAGCCGAGCAGAUCAGCGCCUUCCCUCAGCAGUGUCUGCGGGCAGAUCGCUCCUCCGCUGUCUACAGCUGCUACGAUGCUCAGACUUUCACACAGGCCAUGCAGAAUGAGUUUGACCACGGAGUUCCCAUCAUCCACUCUGAAGCUGUUCCCGGGGCGAUCCGAUUCGCCGCUGGAGCUGGGAGAGGAGGAAAAUUCUCCUAGGACUUAGUUUGCAGAAGCUUUAUGACUUCAGGUGAUUUAGUACAUGUUGCUGCAGCAAUUUAGCACAACUGUGUUGGUGCGUUUUCCAUCUGAAAUAAUGAAUUAUGAUUAUUAUCUUUAGAUUAAAAGUCAUGGAAGACUUUUCUUUAAGUAUUCAUCUUUUGAGAGAAAUCGAACCCCUUCAAGCACCAAACUCAUUUAUAGAAAGUUCAAAAGGACUCGUCUGACAUCUAAAGCAUCAAAUCAGUCGGAGCUUGUCAAUGUUCUGUUGAGUCAGAGAGAAAACCGUGCUAUAAGUGUGUAUUUGUGCCACUAAAAUAAGGAAUAGCUGUGUAAUUAUUGUUUAAAUGAAGCACUUGCCAGAUCUGUGCCAGGUGUCGGCAUUCCUAUGACUCAGGAUGGAAAUUCCUUUUAAUUUAACCUGUGGGGUUUAUUGUGUGUCUUUACUGAACAAUAAGAAAAAAAAAUCUAAAAUAUG